Agrilus planipennis (emerald ash borer) is the source of this 3115-nucleotide messenger RNA. RefSeq names its product lachesin-like. The transcript is spliced from 9 exons. Gene Ontology annotation, cellular component: neuron projection. Lineage: Eukaryota; Metazoa; Arthropoda; Insecta; Coleoptera; Buprestidae. The record is from RefSeq and is a predicted model, not a curated record. The coding region runs from base 128 to 1531 and encodes 467 amino acids.
AAUCACGUACGCGCUUACGUGAAUUCUUACAUUUUCCUCAAUCAUGCCGCUUACUCACUUUUACUUAAAAUGAACCUCACCUUCUUGUCGCGCAAACGUUUAUCUGGUUCCAAACUGGUGGAGAUCGAUGAGAGAAUGGUCCGUUACAGCAGUGGAUGGUUUUCGUAAAAAGUGCGAGGCGUUUCAGAAAUUUGAAAUGCAGGGAAACACAGCCAGAAUCCUUUUAUGUGCAAUUUUACAACAUGUUGUUGCAACAGGUCAGGUGGACAAGCCCCCUCCGGAGUUCUUGGAGCCUUUGGAAAACCACACUGUCACCCAAGGCAGGGAUAUUUACUUCACUUGCGUUGUCAAUCACUUGGCCGACUACAAAGUUGCUUGGAUCAAGUCGGAUAGCAAAGCAAUUUUAGCAAUUCAUACUCGAAUGGUAUCUCAAAAUACUAGACUCUCUGUAACUCAUAAUGGACACAACACUUGGAUGCUUCACAUAUCCAAUGUGCAAAAGAAUGACUCUGGAACGUACAUGUGCCAAAUAAACACUAAUCCGAUGCGCAGUCAGAUGGGUCACUUAGAAGUAGUUAUUCCACCGGAUAUUAUAAAUGACGCCGACUCAUCAGAAAGUGAUUCUGUUGCAAUGGAAGGUGGCACGGUAAGACUUAAAUGUAAAGCAACCGGAGUUCCUGAACCUAGUCUCAUAUGGAGAAGAGAAGACAACAGAAACAUCACUUUAAGACACGAAAACAGAGAAAAACAGGUUAUUAAGACUUUCGAAGGUGAUACACUGGUUCUCCACAACGUUCAACGUAACGAUAUGGGGGUUUAUCUCUGCAUUGCAAGCAAUGGGAUUCCUCCAACAGUCAGCAAACGUUACAUAGUGAAAGUUCGGUUUCCCCCGUUGAUAAAAGUGACGAACCAGCUUGUUGCUGCGCCAUUGGCUAGUGACGUCCUGGUGCAGUGUUACGUUGAAGCUUCGCCUAGAGCCAUGAACCACUGGAUCCGAGAUGGAACUGGAGAAAAGCUUCUGCCUAGCGACAAAUAUAUUAUAACAGAAACAACUUUGAGCGACUAUUCCUAUUUUAUGAAUCUGACAAUAAAAUCAUUGGAGAAACGAGAUUUUGGCGAUUACAUGUGUUCAUCCACAAAUAUUGUUGGCAGAAGUGAGGGUACUGUGCGACUACAGGAACUACAUCUUCUGGUGAAGACAACCACCACUCAGAGCACGCCAAAGCACGUGGAAAUGACGAAACCGCGAAAACCUGUGGUGAAGGAGAAUCUGAAGAAACCGAAGAAAAAGUCGAAGUCAAAGAAAGGUUCGGAAGAAGACAACGUCAGCGACGACUAUGCGAUUACAACCGUCACAUUUCCCCCCUAUUCUUGGACUCUCGCUCCGCCGAAGGCUCUUCCAGUCCCAAGCACCAAAAAGACACCCACUUGGGUCCAUCACUCUAGUUGUGGUUGUAAAACACCUGUAAGCAUUGCACCUAUUUUUAUUUUUAUCUGCUGUUUACUAAUCUCAAGACUGGUUAGCAAUUGAAGUAACUGUCGUUACCUUUUGCAUUUGUGCGUUGUCGACGUCUUCCUUUGCUAUUGCUUCCCCACUUCCAUUUCCCAAAUGACAAUGUUUAUUUCAAUUAGCUCCCUCGGGCCAACUCAAACCAAACAAUUUUUCAUAGGCUUAUUUUGCUCUAAUGUAAUUAAUAUUUCUUGAUCGUACAUACUAACGUAACUAUAAUACUUACAAAGACUAUAUUUGUUGGAUGUAUUAAUAUACCUAGUAAACAUUUUUUUACAUAGGCACAACUAAAAUACUCGAAAGUAAAGUCUACUAAUAUUUACAUAAUCUGUAACUUUUUAAAGACAUGCUGUAUUCGUUCUUGUCAAAGUAUGAUGAAUACGUAAAGGUGCAUACACACUUGAGCACGAGCACGAACACGUUCGAGGCGAGGCAAGGCGAUACGAAUACGUCUACGACUGGCAGCAAAGUGCAUCGGUCUGCCCCAAAUUGAAUUUGAGUCGAUGUGGAUGGCUUUAAUGCCUUAACUUGCCUCGUUUGUCUCGUUUUAUCAAUAAUAUAAUAAUCGUGACCAACCAUUAUGUACUGGGCUGGACUCAGUCUUGCCUUACCUCGAACUUAUUAGUGCUUUUAUUACCAUUGAUUGUUUCAAAAAAAAAAAAAAGUACCCGCUACAUUACAUCGACAAAAAAACUUCAUAUCUAUCAUCCAACGGCAUAUCAUCUACUGUUAUGUGUCUUCCUUAAGAUCAUCUACACUAACUGUUUACGGUAAAUAAUUAAAUUACGUAAAAAAGAAUUAAAGUUUUUACCUACGUAUUAUGUAUAUCUUACAACGAUGCUAGGUUACAAUAACAUACACAACAUUUUAUACAUAAAAACCUAUGUCUUCCGAAGUUAAAUUAACAAUAAUAAACAAGAAAAAGAAUAAUUUUUACUAGAAUUCUGACGCAUUCUGACUUUAUGUAUUACUACUAACUCCAUGCCACAGUAUGAGUCGAAUGUCUAAUAAAUAAAAUUAUUCCAUUCGUGUGUAAACUCACGAUACCUACAGGGUUGUAAUUUUUAAAAUUGUAGUCUAAUAUAGUAGAAGGUAAUCGCUAUUAACUAUUAGUGUAAUCUAAAAAUAGAUGAUUUACCUACCAAAGAGUACCUUCUACAAAUUAUUAAUAAAUAAUUGUAAUUAGAAUUUAUCAUACCAUGACGUGUUGUUGAAAUAUAAGAUGAAUUUCAGACAUUAAAAAGGCACUACGUUUUGUCUCAUACUGUGGGUCAGUUUCCAUUUAUAGUUGUACAUACAUAAUAUAUGAGAUAUUCUAAAAAAAAGUGAAACACUGUAAUCAAUAUAUUUUGUAUGGACUUGAUUAAGAAACCUUUUUAUAUUUACUUGUAACUGUCUGUUUUAAAAGGAGUUACACCACUAAAAGCACAAACAAGGGUAGAAAAUUAUACAAUAAAAAAAUUAUAUUAAAUAGCUACAGGUAUUAGGGUAGGUGCCGUUUUGUUCUCAUUGCAAAUAGUUCGAAUAUCUAAAUUAAUUGAUUAUUAUAAUAACCUAAACUUUCUAAAUCUGAGCAAACUAACAGGUCAAAAUUUUUGAUAAGUA